AUGGACCUGUUCUUUCCGCAACGCCUCGCUCGUUAUGACCUGCGGACGAGUGAGUCCUUCGACUGCCAGGAAGCCUUCGGCUACGGUCCCUUCCAGAAGCGCCUGUUCAUUCUUCUUAUCCUCUCUGCUUUUUCGCUCAUUUCCCAAACUUCCAUCUUAACCAUUGUCUUCGGUGACGUGGACCACUGGUGCAGGCGGCCCAGAGGCUCCAACAUAUCUGCAACCGAAUGGAAGAAUAUUGCCAUACCACUAGAAGCCGACGGAAGGCUUAGCCACUGCCGCAUCUACGAGCGUUGCCUGCCGCUGGUUGACCUCAACUUUCCAAACGGGAUGGACAGCGUGAUGCAUGCACAGUUGGACCAAUUGUACAACGAAUGUCUGAAUGCUGCCAACGACACACGAGAUGUACCCUGCGAGGAAUGGGACUACGACGACUCAGUGGCCGACUCAACGGCGGUGAGUACUUGGAACAUGGUGUGCCAUCAACGCCUAAUAAAGACCACCAUCGUAGCACUGCAGUAUGCUGGCGCCGUUAUAAUUGUCCUUACAUCUGGAAUGUACGCGGACUCGCUAAGUCGGAAGAGCUGCCUCGUGGCAUCCGCUUCCGCGCUGGUGGCCACCACUGUCUGCAGUGUUCUGGCGAACACUUACCACGUCUACGCUCUAGCGCGCUUUCUGGCCGGAGGUCUCACCGCCGUGAGCGAAAUCUUCAGCAUUGUGAUCCCGUUUGAAGUGACGACCCACGCUCACAGACCGCAGCAAGUCAUCCUCUGGCAUUUGCGCCUUCAGCCUUGCUCCUCCCUAUGUCGUUCACCGCACCUGAAUCACCUCGUUACUGGCAUCGCCCUGGUAACGGUGAUGAAAACGUGGUUCACGAUGAUUGCGGUCUUCGAUUGCCUGCUGAGUGCCGCCACUGGUGCUGGACUGGCCACGAUAAGGAACAUUCUGAACGUGAUGUCAAGGGGCGUGUCAGUGUCCAUGCUCAUUCACAUCCUAAUGUUCGUCAUGGAGCUCUUUCCGUCGGCCGUGAGGAGCAGCACGUUGUGCUGGGUGUUCGCUAGCGGACGCGUCGGCGCCGUGUUCGCGUCCACGAUCUUUGUCCUGCAGCAUGAAGGUCGUGAAGACGUGGCGUUCGCGGUCGCUGCGUUGCUCCUGUUCGUGUCUCUACUGGUGAUGCGGGUUCUUCCACGAGCGACCAUGGUCGAGCAGGCUAAAGAGGCCAAUACGGGCUCGUGUUCCGCAAGCAACACCAUCAAACACCUGAGACGUACGCUCGAGCGACCGACCAAUCAAAAGACUAAAUCAGGAAGCACUGAUGUCCGGAAGAAUAUACAGACUCUCGCCAACAAUGCGACUGUUUCUUCUAAGGCAUCUACUUCAAGCUCUGAGUCUGGGAAAAGUCGGAAAGGUCUCGCCAUGGAUCCUUCCAUCAAGUCUUCUACCAGGCGACACGGCCGCAAGUCUCGCCAAAAGCUUGGGUUACCUAAAAGUGUUCCGAUGUCGGGGACACAAGCAGUCGCGGAUAUUGGCUAG
Messenger RNA from Rhipicephalus microplus (southern cattle tick), 1533 nucleotides. RefSeq lists its product as uncharacterized. The record is from RefSeq and is a predicted model, not a curated record. Lineage: Eukaryota; Metazoa; Arthropoda; Arachnida; Ixodida; Ixodidae.